UGAGACUUUAAAGGUUUGCUGGCAGCGGGAAAGGGAUUUUUUUUUCCUUCCUCCCUGCUGGGGGAAAACAGUUCUAACGAGGAGCUAGCUACUUCGUAGUUUUAACUUAUACUCAAAUAUUCCUUGCCCAGAAGCUGCUGGUGAUCCCCGGGAGUUCUUUAUCAGGCUGGGGCUCCGAGGGGCUUUUCGCAGCUCAGCCCCAUCCUCAAAGCCUCACGGCAUGAGUUUGCAGAAGAGAAUCUUCCCUCGGAGGGAGAAUGGGCCCCAUGAAGUGGUGACCAAGCCCGGUCCGGUCACCACCCGCCACCCAAGGGCCACAGAUCAGGAGAAGAAGAAGGGCAGCCUUACUUCCUCUCUGAGGAUGGACCCGCACAGCCGUUCUGGAAAGAGCAGAAAAUCUACAAAGCUCCGGUCCAUCUCCCGGUCCCUGAUGCUCUGUAAUGCAAAGACCAGUGAUGACGGCUCAAGCCCCGAUGAGAAAUACCCCGAUCCCUUUGAGGUUUCCCUGGGACAGGGCAAGGAGGGGAUUUUCCACUCGUCUGUGCAGUUGGCGGACACGUCGGAGGCUGGGCCCAGCAGCAUUCCUGAUCUAGCGCUGGCCUCUGAGGCGGCUCACCUCCAAGCAGCUGCCGGUGAUCGAGGCAAGAGCUGUAGGAGGCUAUUCUUCAUGAAGGAAGCUUCCACAACUUCUUCCCGAGAAAGGUCUGGAAAAGUAGAAGUGCAAAGUAGUACCUUCCUGCUUCCCAAAGCCUGUCAUCAAAGGACACGCAGCAAUUCAACCAGUGUUAAUCCCUGCUGCACCGGAGAUACCGAUUUCCCGAUGAUCAAGAAAUCUGCAGCUUGCACAGACCGGCAGCCCUACUCCCUCUGCAGCAGCCGGAAGUCUCUCUCUCAACAGCUCGACUGUCCAGCAGGAAGGGCUGCCGGCACCUCGAGACCCGCACGGUCGCUCAGCACGGCUCAGCUCGCGCAGUCCUCGGGAGGCCUCCAGGCUUCCGUCAUUUCCAACGUCGUGCUGAUGAAAGGCCAGGCCAAGCCCUGUGCCACCCUCGGAUACCAUUUGUCUCUCCUACCCUGGGACACGCACCCUCACCAGAAGCCUAGAACAGUACCCCGUCCGCGGGGCUUCCCUGCCUGGUUCCCUACGGCAUCUGCGGAUGGGUGCCGGGCCGGCCAUGGCUCUGGCACGGGGGUGAUGCCCCCGAGCAGCGAGGCUCUUACAAUGGUAGCCAUGCCCGCGGGGUCCGUCCGGAAGCCAAGCUGUGAACCCCUGCCCGGCACGCCUGCAAGCUGGACCCAAAGACCCACUGCCACCUGGCACGUGUCUUGGCUCCAUGACGCACGUCACCUGAGCACUGGCACACCGGAUUUGUUCACUGCCUUCAGGGAGGGCCUGGGCUUCAGCAUCGUUGGGGGAAAGGACAGCAUUUAUGGCCCCAUCGGAAUUUACGUCAAAACUAUCUUUGCGGGGGGAGCAGCGGCAGCCGACGGAAGGCUGCAGGAAGGGGAUGAAAUUCUGGAACUCAACGGUGAAUCGAUGGCCGGACUCACACAUCAGGAUGCUUUGCAGAAGUUCAAGCAAGCCAAAAAAGGGCUCCUGACGCUCACGGUGAGAACCCGCCUGACGGCCCCCCACUCCCUGAGCAGCCACCUGUCUGCCCCGCUGUGCCGCUCCCUGAGCUCCAGCACCUGUACCACCAAGGACAGCGGCUCCUUCGGCUUGGACAGCCCCGCGCCCCCCUCCAGCACGGCCAAGCCCAACUACAGGGUCAUGGUGGAGGUCUCUCUGCAGAAAGAGGCUGGCGUGGGUCUGGGGAUCGGUCUGUGCAGUGUGCCCUACUUCCAGUGCAUCUCCGGCAUUUUUGUCCACACGCUCUCUCCCGGAUCUGUGGCACAUUUGGAUGGACGGCUCCGGUUCGGUGACGAGAUCGUGGAAAUCAAUGACUCCCCCGUGCGCUGCAUGACUCUCAAUGAAGUCUACGCGAUCCUGAGUCACUGCAGUCCCGGGCCGGUCCCCAUCAUCGUCAGCCGUCAUCCAGACCCACAGCCCCUGGACACCAGCAUUCUACUUUCUGCCUCUGUGGUUCUGACGACCCCAUGUACCUCACAUAAGUGGAAUCAUACGGUGUCUGAACUGCAACUCAAAGAAGCUGUGGCUCAGGCUGUGGAGAACGUCAAGUUUGGAAAGGAGAAGCAUCAGUGGAGUCUGGAAGGUGUCAAAAGGUUGGAGAGUAGCUGGCAUGGGCGGCCAACCUUGGAGAAGGACAGAGAGAAGAACUCAGCACCCCCGCAUCGCAGGGCUCAGAAGGUCAUGAUCCGCUCCAGCAGUGACAGCAGCUACAUGUCCGCGUCCCCCGGGGGGAGUCCUGGUAGCGGCUGCAGGCAGCAGUCUUCUGACCUGGAAGUCCCCACCCACAGCCCCAGCCUGUCCCUAGGGCAGGAGCAGACACUUCCCACGGCUCCUUCCGGGCCGCCCCAGGAGAGCCCACCCCUCCCUGGGACGCAGGACAGCCACCCGCCCCUGAAGCUGAAGAAAUCCUUCGAGAUUUUGGUGAGAAAGCCCACAGCCUCCAAGCCCAAGCCUCCGCCCAGAAAAUACUUUAAAAGUGACAGUGACCCUCAGAAGAGUCUGGAAGAGAGAGAGGACCGCCUAUGCCCUUCUGGGCACACCUCACCCACAUGUGGCCAGGAAGCCGGAGAGCAGCUGCCACCGCCACCAUUGCCACAGGAAGACUCGGCGGGGAGAGCCCCCCGCACCCUUGCCUGUUCCCCAGGGCCUGCGGCGGGCCCGCCGACGCCACCCUGCUCGGAGGCCGAGCCCGGGAGGAGAGGAGGCAGCCCAGGGAUUCAAACAUCCCCAGUCAAACAUCCACUCCUUAAGAGGCAGGCUCGAAUGGACUAUAGCCUUGAUAUCACCACUGAAGACCCCUGGGUUAGAAUUUCUGACUGCAUCAAAAACCUAUUUAGUCCCAUCAUGAGCGAGAACCACGGCCACAUGCCUCUGCCACCCAGCGUCGGUCUGGGUGAAGAAGACGGGGUGCGGGGCCACCCAGACGGGACGCCGCCCAAGCCGGAUGCCACGGGCGGUGCUCCCAAAGCUUACAAGUCGGUGGACAGCGGCACCGUGAAGAAGGGUCCCCCCGUGGCCCCCAAGCCAGCCUGGUUUCGCCAAAGCUUGAAAAGUUUGAGGACGCGUGCCCCGGAGCCGAGGCGGCUGCCUGAUGCGGCCUCCCCGGCCCAGCCGACCCCCGCGUCCCGGGAGCGCCCGGGGCCACCCACUCGGACCUUCUCCUCCUCCAUCCAACAGAGGAUCAGCUCCUUUGAAACCUUUGGCUCCUCGCAGCUGCCCAACAGAGGAACGCAGAGACUGAGCCUCCAGGCCUCCUGGGGGGAAGCGGCACAGGCUCCUGGGGAACAAGCAGGAGGACAGGUCGCUGGCCUCUCGGGCCGAGGGGCCGCCCCCACCGUCCAGUCGCCACCACCAGAGCAAGAGCACCUGCCGCGGGGCUCGCCCACCUCCUCCAAGACCCGUGAGCCCGGUGUGUCGGGGUGCCCUGUGCCAGGACGGCAGUCCAGUCAGAAAAGCCCCCUCCCUGACCCCGACCCUCUCUCGAGGCUGUUGUCCACACAGACUGAGGAGCCCCAAGGCCCCGUUGUCAAGAUGCCGGGUCAGCGGGCGCGGAGCUUCCCCCUGUCCAGGACCCAGUCCUGGGAGAUGAAGCCGCUGGAUGAGAAGACCAGCAGGCUCUACUCCAUCAGCAGCCAAGUGUCAUCGGCGGUCAUGAAGUCCCUACUGUGCCUUCCAUCUUCCAUCUCCUGGGGCCAGGCUCCCUGCAGCCCCAAGGAAGGGGGUUCUCCCACGUUGUUGGCUGGGGACGCCCCAGCUGUGAACAGUUCUGCAGAAGCUCCUGCCUCGGACACAGGCUUCUCGCUCAACCUUUCAGAGCUGAGAGAGUACACAGAGGGGCUCGGGGAGCCCACAGAAGCUGACAGCUGGGACCACAGCUCCCCUCAGUCUGGCCAAUCGGUCAUCUCCCUGCUGAGCUCCGAGGAAUUAAAGAAGCUCAUCGAGGAAGUGAAGGUUCUAGAUGAAGCGACGUUAAAGCAAUUAGACAGCAUCCACGUCACCAUCUUGCAUAAGGAGGAAGGGGCUGGCCUUGGGUUCAGCCUGGCAGGAGGAGCGGAUCUAGAGAACAAAGUGAUCACGGUCCACAGAGUGUUCCCCAACGGGUUGGCCUCCCAGGAGGGAACUAUUCAGAAGGGCAAUGAGGUUCUAUCCAUCAACGGCAAGUCCCUCAAAGGGGCCACACACAAUGACGCCCUGGCCAUUCUCCGCCAAGCUCGGGACCCCAGGCAAGCCGUGAUUGUCACCCGGAAGCCGGCUCUGGAGGCCACACCUGAACUGAACUCCUCCACGGAUUCCUCAGCCUCAGCCUCUGUGGCCAGCGAGGUUUCUGUAGAUUCCACAGAGGCCACGGUGCACACGGUGACGCUGCAGAAGACCUCUGCGGGGCUGGGCUUCAGCCUGGAAGGCGGGAAGGGCUCCCUGCUCGGGGACAAGCCUCUCACCGUGAACAGGAUUUUCAAAGGGGCAGCCUCGGAGCAGAGCGAGACAAUCGAGCCAGGAGAUGAAAUCUUACACUUGGCGGGCACGGCCAUGCAGGGCCUCACGCGGUUUGAAGCCUGGAACAUCAUCAAGACGUUGCCUGACGGACCUGUCACGAUUGUCAUCAGGAGGAAAAGCCUGCAGGCCAAGGGGACCACGGCAGCCGGAGACCCCUAGGCGAAGCACCGGUGCCAAAGCCAGUAACACCUAGCUCCUCACAGCCUCGAAUUCUCAGGGUCGCUGCUAAUCCCCGCCCGGAUGGGGAAAAGCAGAGAUGUGCUUCCUGGUGGCCGCUGCCCUGGUCCAGACCUUCUGGGAUGCCACCCAGCCAAGAGGGUUGUCCCCAAAGGAAAAGAGAGUCACACCAGGGUGGCCAAUACAGACUAUGUCUACAGAGCGUAAUGAUAAUACUGUGGUGCUGUAAAUAAAACAGAUAUGUUAUAGUUUGGUAUGAGAUCCAUGUCCUGCUUUGCGGAUUUUCCAAGUCCUCUAACGGUGUAAUGAUUCACACCCCAGAGAGCAUUCGCUUUUCUCACGAAUCUGCCAUGUGGGCAGGCUCGGAGGGGACAGGCCAUGCUGCUUUCCUGGGCAUCCGCCCGAGCAACUCAGAGGCUGGGCGCUGCAAGCACCCAGAGGGUCAUUCUCUCACACCUCUGGCAGCUGAUGUUGGCUGUUGGCUGGGAACUGAGCUGGGGCCGUCAGCCCAGACACUCCCAGGGGGCCUCGCCCCGGGCCUGGGCCUCCUCACAACAUGGCGGCUGGGUGCAAGGGUGAGAGCCAGGUAGAAGGUGUGUCCUU
Molecule: messenger RNA, 5404 nt
Organism: Zalophus californianus (California sea lion)
Lineage: Eukaryota; Metazoa; Chordata; Mammalia; Carnivora; Otariidae
Gene: IL16
Product: interleukin 16
Exons: 21
Coding region: 221-4783 (1520 amino acids)
Biological process (GO): leukocyte chemotaxis; induction of positive chemotaxis
Molecular function (GO): CD4 receptor binding; cytokine activity
Source: RefSeq, a predicted model, not a curated record